AAUUAUAAUCGUUAUUGUUUAUGCGUGCGAACUGUAUCGGCAAACGCGAUAUUUGCGAACACGCGUCGUCGCGAAUGUUGCGCAAAUCUCAGCAAUAGCGUUUUAUCGAUAGGAUUUACGUAACAUUCGUAACAAUGUAGGAUUCCCAUUUUAUCAUGAGCCUUGGUAGCCUAGCCGCACCCCUUUAACGUUUCGUCUCGAGUGAAACGAAAGAAAUUCUUGUUGUCUUGAAGAAUUUAUUCUCGUCCUUAACGCUCGUCAAGGAUAAGCGACAACUUCCAUCGGUACACUCGCGAAAUCCGAAUAGUAUCGUUGUUCUCGCCUCGCUGCGAAUCUUUCGAGAUCCGGUAUUCGCAAGUAACGCGGAGGAUCCUUAUCCUUGAUAUUUUGCCCGGAGACAAAGGGUAAUCGUCUCGCUCUGCGGAAACUCUGGAGUUUUCCAGGUUCGCGCGCGUAUUCCGCCUAUCGUUAUCUCGCGAGUUAUAAUGCGAGACAUGGAAUUGAUAGCGCAAGGCGCAGAGGCGCGUCUCUACAAAGGCGUUUACUUGGGCAGGACGUGCCUGCUGAAGGAGAGAUUCGUGAAGAAUUACCGACACCCGGAACUGGACACGCAUCUCACUGCGGAUCGCAUCAGAGCCGAGGCUCGUGCCAUUGUACGCGCCAAGUCCGCGGGAGUGCCGACACCGGCUCUGUACCUAGUGGACUUGGAGCGACGCAGAAUUUACAUGGAAUACAUAGAGGACGCAACAGUGCUGAAGGACUUCAUAGACAAACAUAUUUCGGGGGAGACGGGGAGUUACGUGUUGGAAUUCAUCGGACGUGGAUUGGGCGCACUCAUAGCUAAACUGCAUUCCAAGCAUAUCAUUCACGGCGACCUGACCACGUCGAAUAUACUGCUCAGGAAUGGCCCGAUCGAGCGAUCCGACAGUAAUGAGUCUGAAGCCAAUACCCGAUUCGUAAUGAUAGACUUCGGACUGACUCGGCUGGAUUCCACGCCGGAAGACAAAGCGGUCGAUUUGUAUGUUCUCGAGCGGUCGCUGCUGAGCGCACAUGCUGAGAUACCGUUGUUGUUCGCCAUCAUCUUUCAUCACUAUCAACUUCAUUAUCAGGAUAAAAGCCAAUGCGAGCAAAUAAUGUCAAAGUACAAACAGGUACGGGCGCGAGGACGCAAACGCUUAAUGAUCGGAUGAAAUAAAAAGAUUAAGACCUCAGACUUCAAGAUGGUUUAGAAUUAACCUUUGAUCAAACCCCGAAGAAGUAUUUUGUUAAAAAUUUGCCAGCCCAGAGGAUUCCAGUACACGCGAGGCUGAUUGUUCCGCUCGACCCUUGGACAUCGACUAUGACAUUUUAUCAGCAAGCGCAAUCUUAUCAGGAUAUAAAUGCAUAGUUAUAACUCGCGAAUGAUGUCUAAAAUAUAUGUCAAUGCGAUUCUUAACACCUUUUUCGAUGCUCGACGAAAAUUUGAAUCAUAAAUACGUUAAAUACAAUUAUCGAUGCUUAUAUCCGAUGGCUCGUUUCGUUGAGUCCUUAUUGGCUAUAUAUUCGACGCGUUACAUGCUAUUGCUUACGUUUCAUACGUGAAUUCAUGAGAGACGCGGUAUUAUAUCGUAUAUAUCGAUGACGGUAAAUUAUUUCACUGCUUCCUCGUAGUUAAGAUAAAAUGUGUUGGCUCUACUAUCUAAAUA
Molecule: messenger RNA, 1685 nt
Organism: Harpegnathos saltator (Jerdon's jumping ant)
Lineage: Eukaryota; Metazoa; Arthropoda; Insecta; Hymenoptera; Formicidae
Gene: Prpk
Product: TP53 regulating kinase
Exons: 4
Coding region: 486-1190 (234 amino acids)
Biological process (GO): protein phosphorylation
Cellular component (GO): nucleus; EKC/KEOPS complex; cytosol
Molecular function (GO): ATP binding; protein serine/threonine kinase activity
Source: RefSeq, a predicted model, not a curated record